Molecule: messenger RNA, 1821 nt
Organism: Suricata suricatta (meerkat)
Lineage: Eukaryota; Metazoa; Chordata; Mammalia; Carnivora; Herpestidae
Gene: NOAZFP
Product: zinc finger protein 330
Exons: 10
Coding region: 188-1150 (320 amino acids)
Cellular component (GO): nucleus
Molecular function (GO): zinc ion binding
Source: RefSeq, a predicted model, not a curated record
AGGACAUCCGGCCCGGCUUCUGUGUUGGAAAUUGGGUCUGUCCGCCCGUCGUCGGUUUAGUAGAUUGUUUCCCCGGAGUCCUGGCCCGCAAGUUGGAUUUGCUGCAGCCGCGGGCCGGUCUCACGCUGCUCCCUGCCCCUCUGCCCCCGGAGUGAGCCCGGCCUCCCCGCGAGGGAAGAGGAGUAAAAUGCCUAAAAAGAAGACUGGUGCGAGGAAGAAGGCAGAGAACCGCCGGGAACGUGAGAAACAGCUCAGGGCAUCGAGGAGCACCAUAGAUUUAGCUAAACACCCAUGCAAUGCGUCAAUGGAAUGUGACAAGUGUCAGAGGCGGCAGAAGAAUAGAGCAUUUUGCUAUUUUUGCAAUUCUGUACAGAAGUUACCGAUUUGUGCACAAUGUGGGAAAACCAAGUGCAUGAUGAAGUCUUCGGACUGUGUCAUAAAGCAUGCUGGUGUGUAUAGCACUGGCCUUGCGAUGGUGGGUGCAAUAUGUGACUUCUGUGAAGCCUGGGUCUGCCAUGGGCGGAAAUGUCUCAGUACACAUGCCUGUGCCUGUCCUCUCACUGACGCUGAGUGCGUGGAAUGUGAACGCGGUGUCUGGGACCAUGGAGGCAGGAUAUUCAGUUGUUCUUUUUGUCACAAUUUUCUCUGUGAAGAUGAUCAAUUUGAACAUCAAGCCAGCUGCCAGGUUUUAGAGGCGGAAACAUUUAAAUGUGUUUCAUGCAAUCGACUUGGUCAGCAUUCCUGUCUCCGUUGUAAGGCUUGUUUCUGCGAUGAUCAUACAAGGAGUAAGGUGUUUAAGCAAGAAAAAGGAAAACAGCCUCCCUGCCCAAAAUGUGGACAUGAAACUCAGGAAACUAAGGAUCUCAGCAUGUCAACACGCUCCCUGAAAUUUGGCAGGCAGACUGGAGGUGAAGAGGGAGAUGGAGCUUCUGGGUAUGAUGCCUAUUGGAAGAACCUUUCUUCUGAUAAGUAUGGUGAUAGCAGCUACCAUGAUGAAGAGGAAGAUGAGGAUGAAGCAGAGGAUGAUGAAGAGGAAGAUGAUGAAGUCGGAAAGGAUUCAGAUGCUGAGUCAUCAGAUUUGUUUACUAAUUUGAAUUUGGGAAGGACCUAUGCCAGUGGCUAUGCUCACUAUGAGGAACAAGAGAACUAGGAGAUCUACUUGCCUGUGCGUGACUGUGUCUGAGAGGAGCCAGGAUAUGUGUGCUGGAUGAGUUGGGUGUGGCUGUUCAGAAGUGCUGUGCAAAAGACUAGUCACCCUUAGAGGCGCAAGGAGUAGAGCAUAGCAUUUUUCUAGGAACUGAUAAUCAGGCUCAUAUGUGUUCCAAAUGUGAGAUGUGUAUUGAUCCAAGCAAUUGAAGCAUCAUGGAUUGGAUUUUUACUGAUUUCACUAAUCAGUAGGUUAUUGCCAAUUAGAUAGAUAUACGGGAUAAAAGAAUAGGAUGGUAAUAUAUUUGUUAGAAAUUAAAUUGCUGUUUUUAUUAAAACACUGCUUAUAUUCCUUUUGUCUGAUUUUGUAAAAUGUGAUGAGUAAAAUGAAUUACUGUAUUUUUCCUUGUAGGUCUGCAGGAUGAAAGGUGUUACAUUCUAAAUUUUCAUUAAAUAUUCAUGUUAUCUUAUGUAGUUGUGAAAUGUAUGUUUUAGCAAUUGACUCAUUUCAUUUUUUCUUCACAGUGUAUGCCCUGAAGAGUACUGUUAUUACCGCCUAAAUGUGUAGACCAAGGUGACUACAUAGCCACUUUUCAGAGACACAGGGACAGAAACAGUAUUACUACACAGAUGUCUUAGUAUUUCUCUUUGAAUAAAUAUAGUAUUUCACUUACA